CUUUCUUUCUACACAUUUUCCUUCUGUUCAUUUCAUCUUUCGGUCCAUUUUUCUGUGAACACAAGAACUUGGUAUCAUGGCUACACGGCAUGCUAGAACAGCUGAUAAGGCCUUGAAUGAAAAGCAUGCGACCAUCUUAAAGGGUUUGUUACGACAGCCUGGCAACAAAUACUGUGCUGAUUGCAAGCGCAAAGAUCCUCGUUGGGCAUCUUGGAAUUUGGGACUUUUUGUGUGCAUUCGUUGCUCGGGUAUUCAUCGAUCGAUGGGAACACAUAUUAGCAAAGUAAAAUCUGUCGAUUUGGAUACGUGGGUGCCAGACCAGGUUGAGAACAUGACUCGCUGGGGAAAUGAACGGGCCAACAAAUAUUGGGAAGCGAACUUGAAGGAUAAGCGACCAUCUGAGAGCAACAUUGAUAUGUGGAUUCGGGCAAAAUACGAACAAAAGCGAUGGGCUAUGCGAGGACCUAUUCCCGAUCCAAGCACGCUCGGUGGAAGUCAAGAGAGCAGUGUUGCGUCCGAAGCAUCAUCUUCACCCAGUUCACUUCGAGCUGAAAGACCCAAACAGCAACAACAGCAACAGGCAUCAGCACCAGCCAAACCCAAAGCAUCAGAGUUUGCCAAUUUGGAUGCCUUUCUUGGAUCUCCCACAACAACAACAACACCUGCACAACCUGUAAAAGCGUCAUCAUCCCCUGCAUCCCAACUCCAGGGUGCCGAUUUCUUCUUUGGAGGUAGCAGUAGUCCUGCUCCCGCUCCUGCAGCUCCACCCAAACAAGAGGAAAAGCCAAAGUCCAAACACAACGAUCUUAAAUCAUCCAUUCUUUCUCUGUACAACCAGACACCAGCCCAGUCGAUGCCUAUUAAUAAUGGCGGUGCUGGUGGUUAUAUGAACAACAUGAGCAAUUUCCAGCAACAGCUUUCAGGAUUAUCUCUAGGUGGACCCUCCUCGGGUGUGAUUCCACAGGCACCUCCUGGCCACUCGUUCCAAAACGUUUGGGCAUCUAACACAAAUCCUAUGCAGCCAACUACGGCUCAGAAUCAACUUCCUCAGGGCGGUCAAUUCUUUCGUACCCCUGGUAACGGAAAUACCGCUUCUUCGACAAACAUCCCUCCUAAGACUACCCCGGCUCAUGAUGCAUUUGCCGAUCUUUUGAAAUAGACUUUCCAAAUAAACGUGCAUACAGAAGAAAGAAGCGUUCUGUUUUCCCUUAAAUUUAUAAUGCUUUCCCCCUCCGUAACAAUAUCUUGUCUGCAAAAAUAUAUAAACGCUACGUGAAACACCCUUGUACCCAGAUUAUAUAUUGCGUUUGUGUGCUAUGCUUGCUUACUUUAAUGCGGCAGGUGAUUGCCCUAUUUUUUACUGCUGUAAAUCAAGAAUUUUCAGCUACCAUUAUUCACAAAGAAAAAGGCGGCGUCCCUACUUUUUCAGGUAUCUAUCUAGUUUAAUG
This is a messenger RNA of Zychaea mexicana, 1448 nucleotides long. Its product is annotated as putative GTPase activating protein for Arf-domain-containing protein. Gene Ontology annotation, molecular function: metal ion binding; GTPase activator activity. The transcript has 5 exons. Gene Ontology annotation, biological process: intra-Golgi vesicle-mediated transport; endocytosis; endoplasmic reticulum to Golgi vesicle-mediated transport. The record is from RefSeq and is a predicted model, not a curated record. The coding region runs from base 77 to 1159 and encodes 360 amino acids. Gene Ontology annotation, cellular component: Golgi apparatus. Lineage: Eukaryota; Fungi; Mucoromycota; Mucoromycetes; Mucorales; Lichtheimiaceae.